Messenger RNA from Desarmillaria tabescens, 1157 nucleotides. RefSeq lists its product as uncharacterized. Lineage: Eukaryota; Fungi; Basidiomycota; Agaricomycetes; Agaricales; Physalacriaceae. The record is from RefSeq and is a predicted model, not a curated record. Bases 1 to 876 code for a protein of 291 amino acids. The transcript has 6 exons.
AUGGCUUGGACGUACCGAUGGUGCAGACCAGAAACUACGCUGGGUGGCACGACCGUUGCCCAGUCUCUAGGACCAAUGAGCAUGCUUUCCGACGCCUUUACCUUUUGGGCAUCAAUGCUCAAGACCAAGACACCAACGUUGAGUUUCAUCAUCAAUCCCCUCCCUACCCCAUCCGACGCGAAGACCAACGCCAACGGCAGACGACAUCACCUCGGAGCGCGCUGGGAAUCGAGAAACGACGGCAUGGGCCACCGUUCGUACGCUGAGCGGGGCAGCACCUCUUCCUAUGCCGUAGUUGCGCGUAUCCCGGGUGGUUUAGUCUUGCUUGCGGCCGAGAAUAUAUCUACAUACACGAGGCUAUCAAUUACGGGCUCUGGCGACGCGAAAGAACGUGUGCGGCUACCCCCUCUUUCACGUUUGUAUCCGCACCGAGCCAUUGAGCGAGCCCCGAGCGUUCUCCUUCGAGCCCUAUAUAUUACAUCCUCUACGAACUCAAUCCCGUUUCACACCCGGCCGAACAGCAAGCGACUCACGACCUCGCAUAACGUCUACGUCCGCUUUGACGUAUACUGCGACACCGGCCUGAUGAAUCCGAAAACCGCGUGCCAACAAAAUUGGAAAUCACCGCCAAAGGCAAGAUACGAGCUACUUUGGAUGACCAGCGUGACAAAGGCGAAAGGGGUAUUAUAUAGAGGUGUGUGCUUGCUCGCCAGGACAUCGAUAUGUCAUAUCGAAACGAAACGAAACUGGCGGCGUGAAAUUGAGCUGCAGGGACUUGGCGCAGCUAAUAGUCGAUACCGCGCGAUGGGGUGGGAGGGGAGGGUAGAAUGCAUGCCCUCAAGACACUUCGGUGAUGUCGAUGAGGGUUGGUCGUGAAUGACAGGUGGGGAGUGCGUGCCAUGGCUGAUCCACGCCAAGCCCGUUGUCGCUCCCAUUGCCUGCGUGAACCUCUCUCGCAACUGCUCCGCUUGCUGGAAGCUGAUAUACAGUGGUCGGGCCUGUAUAGAACCUAGACGAACGCCGUGAGAGGUCAUUGGACCUAUGUGGAUGCAGCUGAGCAGGGCAGGAGUUGAUGCAUAUGAGGGUGGGCGAUGUGGGUAAGAUGCGGAAAGAAUUUUUUCUCUUCCCUACAAGCCAACCUUUGCCUCUCCUCUCCU